UCUAGUGAGUCCGUGACUCGCGAGGGGCUUGGGAGAUGGCGUCCAUGCCGUGCUGCAUCUCCCACGAGUUCUAUCGUGUAGCUUCCGAGAACACCGACCGCGUCGCCGCCGUCCGUGCUUCCGGCGGUCUUCGUGUCUGCAAGGACGCGUUGGAAUGUCUUCUGGAGGUGCCGGAGCGCUUCGACUUUGAGAGUCGCCAUGCUUCGUCGUCCUUCCCGCCGGUGUAUCCCGGCGAUGAGUGCUCCUCCUUUGCCGAUGUACUCUGUGCUGUUUGUUCGUUGAGCUGGCGAAUCCGCACCGUUCUUGAUGGUGGAGAUGACCCCGAUCUCGUUCGUUCUCAAGGCUUUUCUCAUGGUGAUCAGACACUCUCCAGUUCUGUUUCUAACAAUGAUACAAAGAGCUCUUCAACGGAGACAAAUGGAACGCCUUUGACAAAUGGGAUUCCACAAAUAAUAGGAGUUUUCAUUGCCCCUUCGAUUGAGUACAUUGUUGCUGUUCUGUCAAUCUUGAGGUGUGGUGAGGCUUUCUUGCCAUUGGACCCUUCUUGGCCUGAAGAAAGAUUACUACAUGUUAUCUCUUCAUCAAAAACUGUUAUCAUUCUCAAGGACAAGCCUUCUUGUUCAACUGAGGUUGAUAUGAUAUUGCACAAAGGUGGAUGUUCGGUUAUGUAUGUGUCCAUGGAAGCAAGCCUCAAGGAGAAUGGUGCAUGUGAUUUAGAUUGGCCUUGUGAGAGAAAGAUCCCAAGAAGGUUUUGUUAUUUAAUGUACACGUCAGGGUCAACUGGAAAACCAAAGGGUGUUUGUGGUACAGAGAGAGGUCUUCUAAAUCGCUUUUGGUGGAUGCAACAAAGGAUGCCUCUAGUUGAAGACGAUGUUCUAUUGUUCAAGACACCUAACAGUUUCAUUGACCACCUACAGGAAUUUCUCAGCUCUGUCUUAACUUGCACCACCCUCAUCAUUCCUCCUUUUGAAGAGCUAAAGGCCAAUCCUCUCCUUAUAGUCAACUUCCUCAAGGCGUAUCAUAUUACAAGAUUGACUUCUGUGCCCUCUUUAAUGACGGCAGUCCUUCCUUAUAUGGAGAAUUCACGAUGGAUGAAAAUUCAUAAAUCAUUAAAACUGCUGGUUCUUAGUGGUGAAGUUCUAUUCAUAUCAUUGUGGAAAUCAUUGCACAAUCUAUUACCAGGGACUACCAUCUUAAAUUUGUAUGGAAGCACAGAGGUGUCUGGUGACUGCACAUACUUUGACUGCUGUAGAUUACCACAGAUUUUAGAUCUUGAGCUGCUAAGCAGUGUGCCUAUAGGAGUUCCUUUAUCUAAUUGUGAGAUUGCUCUUGUUGGUAAAUUAAAUGAACCAAAUGUAGGUGAAAUCUAUGUUGGUGGGACAUGCUUAAUGGUGGGAUACCUUUCCGAGAUUAAUCACGGGCAUCCUUAUGAAGCUGAUGAUUUUUCACAUUUUAGAACUGGUGACUUUGCUAAACGUCUGCAAAGUGGUGAUUUAAUUUUAUUGGGUAGAAAAGAUCGUGUUGUGAAAGUGAAUGGACAGCUUGUCGCUUUAGAAGAGAUUGAAAACACCCUUCGUGAGCACCCUGCUGUAAAUGAGGCUGCAGCUACGUUGUAUAGGACUCCCAAUGAUGUCUCCCAUCUUGUUUCAUAUAUUGUGCUAAAGAGUACCAAGGUACUUUCAGAAACAAACACAUCUUAUGUAGAUGAGAGCCAUAACAAGGAGUUAGUUGCAUCUAUCAAGAGUUGGAUGGUCGGAAAGGUUCCUCCAGCAAUGGUACCUAGCUAUUAUUUCAUUAUUGACUCAUUGCCUACAACUUCCACUGGUAAAGUAGAUUAUGCUAUGCUGCCAAGUUUGCCAAGUAUUGCAAGAUGGGAUUUUGGGGAUGUGAGGAGCUAUAAUAGUCAAUUGCAAAUGAUUAAAGAGGCAUUUUCUGAAGCGUUGCUGGUCAAGGAAGUUAAGGACCAAGAUGAUUUCUUUGCGAUGGGUGGUAAUUCCAUUGCUGCUGCGCAUGCUGCACAUAGGUUAGCAAUUGAUAUGAGGUUGCUAUAUAUGUUUCCUAGUCCAGAAAAGCUUCUAAACUCUUUACUUAACAAGAAAGAUUUGAUUCAAUCUUCUGUAAGACACGACACUGACUCUGCAAAAAGAGUCAAGUUACAUGGGAACAUAUGGAGCCCUUCCUUUGGUACUACAAUCAGUUUGCAAAGUAAUGGCAAAUUUGAAGAGCAACUUCGGGUGCACACUGGAGUGAGCGUUGAUAAUCUCCCUUUGAAAGUUAAUGCUCAUCCACCAAUAAGAAACAUCAAAGGGAGCAACUAUGAAUCUUCUGGUAGACAUUGUCCUGUGACAAUAGUUUCUCACCUAUCCCAAACUUCAGUUGUUACUAAUGCAGAUGAUAGCUUUCGGUGGAUUUCAAAUACUAAUUUACCAGCAAUAUGUUGUUUUAGUCGUAGUAACCGAUUCAUGCAUGAGGGCCAGCCUAACCAAAAUUAUGUGCAGAAGAAAUACUUUUAUGGUAGAACUCAAAAGGGACAUAUGCAAGAGCUGUGGAAAGUCCCAUUGAACUCAUGUGUUGAUGCUUCAUCAUUAAUUGUGUUCCAGGAUGGCAGGGUUUACCUAUUUAUUGGAUCUCACUCACAUAUAUUUCUUUGUAUUGAUGCUUUAAGUGGUUUAGUUCAAUGGGAGGUCAUGCUUGGUGGUCGUAUUGAAUGUUCAGCAGCAAUUACUAGUGAUUUUUCUCAGGUUGUUGUUGGGUGUUAUAAAGGAAAAGUAUACUUUCUCGAGUAUAUGAGUGGCAACAUUAUUUGGUCAUUUCAAACAGAUGGAGAGGUUAAAAUGCAGCCAGUUGUUGACAGAGAUAGAAAUUUGAUAUGGUGUGGCUCAUAUGACCAUUUCUUGUAUGCACUUGACUACAAGGAGCACUUUUGUGUCUACAAAAUCUCAUGUGGAGGUAGCAUUUAUGGUUCACCAUCUAUAGACAUGGUACAUAAAAUAAUUUAUGUGGCAUCUACCAGUGGCCGUGUGACUGCUAUAUCUUUGGCGGAUGCUCAAUUCAAAGUCGCUUGGAGAUAUGAAACUGGAUCCCCAAUUUUUGGGUCACUUUGCCUAGACACCCAUGGAAAUGUCAUAUGCUGUCUAGUGGAUGGUCAUGUAAAUGUAUUGGAUUCAGGAGGCAAUGUUAUCUGGAAGGCUAUUGUUGGUGGUCCAAUAUUUGCUGGAGCUUGUGUUUCUCCUGCCCUUCCUUCUCAGGUGUUGAUAUGCUGUCGAAAUGGCAUCCUUUAUUCCUUUGAUAUGGAAGCAGGAACUUUGCUAUGGGAAUAUGAAUCCAGUGAUCCGAUUACAGCCUCAGCUUACAUUGAUGAGCAAAUUUGUCUGGCAUCGGAACAGUCAAGUUCAUGUGAGCGGUUAGCUUGCAUUUGCAGUUGCACUGGGAAAGUGCACGUGCUCAAGAUCAGUUCGGAUAUUGAGGGCAAAAGGUUUAAUCAGUCCAGAGAUUUAGGAAGGCCACUGGUGCAGGAAUUUGCUGUUAUGAACCUCCCAGGGGAUGUAUUCUCCUCACCUGUGAUGAUUGGCGGCCGUAUCUUUGUUGGCUGCAGGGAUGAUUAUGUGCACUGCCUUAAUGUUGUCUUCUGAUCUCAUCUUGCUGUUAAAAUGUUUUGCGGCAGGUUUUCUGAAUGGUUAUCAGGCAUCAGAAUAUCUCUGAGGUUGGCUAGGUACACACGUGCAUGCAAUCGAUAGCAGCUGUGGUCAAGGGAAUGUGAAUGAACCACCGAUCUGAGAAUUAUUAGGAUCAGAAGGAUUAAUGGCCUCCCAGAGCAGUGAAAUACCG
Molecule: messenger RNA, 3828 nt
Organism: Dioscorea cayenensis subsp. rotundata (Guinea yam)
Lineage: Eukaryota; Viridiplantae; Streptophyta; Magnoliopsida; Dioscoreales; Dioscoreaceae
Product: putative acyl-activating enzyme 19
Exons: 19
Coding region: 36-3632 (1198 amino acids)
Biological process (GO): amino acid activation for nonribosomal peptide biosynthetic process
Molecular function (GO): protein binding
Source: RefSeq, a predicted model, not a curated record